AUUUCAGAGACACGUGUAUAAACUUUUGAACACUUUGUGACAGAACCUCUGUUCCUUAUAAAGCAACCCACUAGAGAGCCUCUAGUCUAUUGAGCCAAAAUAAAGUUAUGUAGACCUCUGUGGUUUUUCUAGUAGAUUAACAUAGCUAAACAGUCUCUGACUUGAACUGUUUGCAUUACCUGGGUGAAAUGGGUACUAAUAACUACUUUUUGGCAUUCUAGCCAAAGUUCCAAUUUUGAUGGGGCCAGUUUAUUAUAAGGAUGGAUCUUCAGUUAAGGAAGUUGAAACCUAUCACCGGACACGUGCCUUAAGAUCUUUGAAAAAGAAUGCACAGAAUUCCUCAGAUUCUAGUUUUGAUAAAAAUAUGGCGCUAACAGAGAAGCAUACUAAUGGCAGGCAUUUUACAAGGCAGUUGGCCAGACAGCAGGCAAACAAAAAAAAGGAAGAGAGCAAAGAAGAUAAAGUGAUUCCAGUUACUCCAUCAUCAAGGACUAGAAACAUUGUUCAAACUACGGAACGCUUGCAUGAAGAGAAUGGCGAUGUAGAAGUACGCCGCAGCUGUAGAAUUAGAAGUCGUUAUGGUGCGAUGAACCAGUCUGUACUGUUUGACAAACUUAUAACAAACACUGCUGAAGCUGUACUUCAAAAAAUGGAUGACAUGAAGAAGAUGCGUAGACAGCGAAUGAGAGAACUUGAAGACUUGGGAGUGUUUAACGAAACAGGAGAAGGGGAUCUUAAUAUGUACACAAGAGGAAAACAGAAAGAUAUUCAAAGAACUGAUGAAGAAACAACUGACAAUCAAGAAGGCAGUGCAGAAUCAUCUGAAGAGGGGGAAGACCAAGAAGAUGAAGAUGAUGAUGAUGAUGAAGAUGAAGAAGAUGGAGAAGAAGAUAAUCAGAAACGAUACUAUCUUAGACAGAGAAAAGCCACUGUAUAUUACCAAGCGCCAUUGGAAAAACCUCGUCACCAGAGAAAGCCCAACAUAUUUUACAGUGGCCCAGCUUCUCCUGCAAGAUCAAGAUAUCGACUAUCUUCUGCGGGACCAAGAAGUCCUUAUUGUAAACGAAUGAACAGGCGAAGGCAUGCAAUCCACAGUAGUGACUCUACUUCAUCUUCCUCUUCUGAUGAUGAACAGCAGUUUGAGAGGCGAAGAAAAAAGAGCCGUAAUAGAGCUAUCAACAGAUGCCUGCCACUAAAUUUUCGGAAAGAUGAAUUAAAAGGAAUUUAUAAAGAUCGAAUGAAAAUUGGAGCAAGUCUUGCUGAUGUUGACCCAAUGCAGCUCGAUUCUUCAGUGCGAUUUGAUAGUAUUGGAGGCCUAUCUAAUCAUAUUGCAGCUCUAAAAGAAAUGGUGGUGUUUCCACUACUUUACCCAGAAGUCUUUGAGAAAUUCAAAAUUCAGCCUCCAAGAGGUUGUUUAUUUUAUGGUCCACCUGGAACUGGGAAAACUCUGGUUGCUAGAGCCCUUGCCAAUGAAUGCAGUCAAGGAGAUAAGAGAGUAGCAUUUUUCAUGAGGAAAGGUGCUGAUUGUCUGAGUAAAUGGGUAGGCGAGUCUGAAAGACAGCUACGAUUGCUCUUUGAUCAGGCCUAUCAGAUGCGCCCAUCAAUUAUUUUCUUUGACGAAAUCGAUGGUCUGGCUCCAGUACGUUCAAGCAGGCAAGAUCAAAUUCACAGUUCUAUUGUUUCCACACUGCUAGCUCUUAUGGAUGGAUUGGACAGCAGAGGGGAAAUUGUGGUCAUUGGUGCUACCAACAGACUGGAUUCUAUCGAUCCUGCUUUACGAAGGCCUGGUCGCUUUGACAGAGAAUUCCUUUUCAGUCUACCUGAUAAAGAUGCUCGAAAAGAAAUUCUGAAGAUUCAUACAAGGGAUUGGAAUCCUAAACCAUUGGACAUAUUUCUAGAAGAACUAGCAGAAAACUGUGUUGGAUAUUGUGGUGCAGAUAUUAAAUCAAUAUGUUCUGAAGCUGCUUUAUGUGCUCUACGUCGACGCUACCCACAGAUCUAUACCACGAGUGAGAAACUACAGUUGGAUCUCUCUUCAGUUAUUAUCUCAGCUAAGGAUUUUGAGGUAGCUAUGCAAAAGAUGAUACCAGCCUCCCAAAGAGCUGUGACAUCACCUGGGCAGGCGCUGUCCACCAUCGUGAAACCACUCCUGCAGAGCACUGUUCACAAGAUCUUAGAAGCCCUGCAGAGAGUAUUUCCACAUGCAGAAAUCAAUACAAGGAAAGCAUUAGACUCAGAUAUUUCUUGUCCUCUGCUAGAAAGUGACUUGGCAUACAGUGAUGAUGAUGUUCCAUCAGUAUAUGAAAAUGGACUGUCUCAAAAAUCCUUUAAUAAGGCAAAAGAAAAUUUUAAUUUUCUUCAUUUGAAUAGAAAUGCUUGUUAUCAACCUAUGUCUUUUCGACCAAGAAUCCUGAUUGUAGGAGAACCAGGAUUUGGACAAGGUUCUCAUUUGGCACCAGCAGUCAUUCAUGCUUUGGAAAAAUUUGCAGUGUAUACAUUAGACAUUCCUGUUCUUUUUGGAGUCAGUGCAACAUCUCCAGAAGAAACAUGUGCCCAGAUGAUUCGUGAAGCCAAGAGGACAGCACCAAGUAUAGUGUAUGUUCCUCAUAUCCACUUGUGGUGGGAAAUAGUUGGACCCACACUCAAAGCCACAUUUACCACAUUAUUACAGAAUAUUCCUUCAUUUGCUCCAGUUUUGCUACUUGCAACUUCUGACAAACCCCAUUCUAUUCUGCCGGAAGAGGUGCAAGAAUUAUUUAUUCAUGAUUAUGGAGAAAUUUUUAAUGUCCAGUUACCUGGUAAAGAAGAACGGACAAAAUUUUUUGAAGAUUUAAUUAUAAAGCAAGCUGCUAAGCCUCCUAUAUCAAAAAAGAAAGCAGUUUUGCAGGCCUUGGAGGUACUCCCAAUCGCACCACCACCUGAGCCAAGACCAAUGACAGCAGAGGAAGUGAAACGACUGGAAGAACAAGAAGAAGAUACCUUUAGAGAACUGAGGAUUUUCUUAAGAAAUGUUACACAUAGACUUGCUAUUGACAAGCGAUUCAGAGUAUUUACUAAACCUGUUGACCUUGACGAGGUUCCUGAUUAUGUCACUGUAAUAAAGCAGCCGAUGGACCUCUCAUCUGUAAUCAGUAAAAUUGAUCUCCACAAAUAUCUGACUGUGAAAGACUAUUUGAGUGAUAUUGAUCUAAUCUGUAGCAAUGCUUUGGAAUACAAUCCGGAUAGAGAUCCUGGAGAUCGCCUUAUUAGGCAUAGAGCCUGUGCUUUAAGAGAUACUGCCUAUGCAAUAAUUAAGGAAGAACUUGAUGAAGACUUUGAGCAUCUUUGUGAAGAAAUUCAGGAAUCUAGAAAGAAGAGAGGUUGUAGCUCUUCCAAAUAUGCCCCAUCUUACUACCAUGUGAUGCCAAAGCAAAAUUCCAUUCCUGGUGAUAAAAGAUCAGAUCCAGAACAGAAUGAGAAGCUAAAGACACCCAGUACUCCUGUGGCUUGCAGUACUCCAGCUCAGUUGAAGAGAAAAAUCCGCAAAAAGUCGAAGUGGCACUUAGGUAAUAUAACAAAACGGAGGAGAAUUUCACAGGCAAAAGAUGACAGCCAAAAUGUCGUGGAUGACAAAAUUGAGAGUGAUACAGAGGAAAAUCAAGAUACAAGUGUAGAUCACAAUGAGACGGGAAACACUGGAGAAUCUUCAAUGGAAGAAAAUGAGAAGCAGCAAAAUGCCUCUGAAAGCAAAAUAGAAUUGGGAAAUAAUAAUUUAAAUACUUGCAGUAUGGAGAAUGAACUUGAAGAAUCAAGGAAGACUGCACCAUGUCCAGAAUUGAGGAAAGAUAAGAUUGCUUGCAAUGGAGAUGCUUCUAGCUCUCAGAUAAUAGAUAUUUCUGAUGAAAAUGAAACAAAAGAAAUGUGUGUUCUACGAAUGACUCGAGCUAGACGAUCGCAAGUAGAGCAACAGCAGCUCAUCAGUGUUGAAAAGGCGUUGGCAAUUCUUUCUCAGCCCACACCCUCACUUGUUGUGGACCAUGAGCGAUUAAAAAACCUUUUGAAGACUGUUAUUAAAAAAAGUCAAGAAUAUAAUAUUUUUCAGUUGGAAAAUUUGUAUGCAGUAAUCAGUCAGUGUAUUUAUCAGCAUCGCAGGGACUACGACAAAACAGCACUUAUUCAGAAAAUGGAGCAAGAGGUUGAAAAUUUCAGUUGUACCAGAUCAUGAUGUCAUGGUAUUGAAUAUUCUUUAUAUUCAGUUCCUAUUUACUUCACCUUUGUCAUGUCUACAUAACUGAAGAUGAAAUCUUGCAUUUUUAAGAAAAAGAUAAAAUAGUAAAUAAAAAUAUUUAAAAUUCCCUAGUAUAUAUGUACAUGUGUAAGAUAAAAAACUGAUAAAUAUUUGAAGUUUAAACAAGGCACUAUGGUGUGAGUAAUGUUGUGGCAUGUCAGUAGUUGAAGUGUGGCCAACUCUCAAUAAAGUUCAUUGAUAACUAAUGUUUUAAUGUCAACAAGUAAUGAGUGACAUUGACUUUUUUUUGUUUUAAGCACUUUUAAUUUUAUCCAUCCUAAAAAGUUUAUCAAAUUAGAAACAAACUUAUCAAUUGUGUUUUUGCAAUCCUUUUUAUUGUCUUUGUUUUCUUUAAUGCCCAUUUCCCAUCUGCCUUUCUGCUUCCCUUCCCCAUUUCAUAGUGUUCAAGUUGUGAUUUGCAGGGCAGUGUUUGAACAAGCUCUGGCUGUACUUUAACUAUAUAUUAAAAAUUAAUGCUUUUUAAAUAAACAUUUUUAUAAUUCUAUUUGGGUUAACAGAUUUUAAUAUUUUUGGUUUAUUUUUAAGAUUAUACACACAACAAAUGUGUUAAUAAUUACUUUGUUAAGCAUCUUUUUAAUAUAGCAAAAAAGGUUUUAUAUUUGAAAAGUGUAUCCUAAAUUU
Talpa occidentalis (Iberian mole) is the source of this 4909-nucleotide messenger RNA. It is a transcript of the gene ATAD2, whose product is annotated as ATPase family AAA domain containing 2. Lineage: Eukaryota; Metazoa; Chordata; Mammalia; Eulipotyphla; Talpidae. The record is from RefSeq and is a predicted model, not a curated record. Gene Ontology annotation, cellular component: nucleus. Gene Ontology annotation, biological process: positive regulation of transcription by RNA polymerase II. Bases 239 to 4204 code for a protein of 1321 amino acids. The transcript is spliced from 28 exons. Gene Ontology annotation, molecular function: ATP hydrolysis activity; chromatin binding; ATP binding.